This is a messenger RNA of Acanthopagrus latus (yellowfin seabream), 2287 nucleotides long. Its product is annotated as F-box only protein 40. The transcript is spliced from 5 exons. The record is from RefSeq and is a predicted model, not a curated record. Gene Ontology annotation, cellular component: cytoplasm. The coding region runs from base 119 to 2203 and encodes 694 amino acids. Gene Ontology annotation, molecular function: zinc ion binding; protein binding; ubiquitin protein ligase activity. NCBI's taxonomy places the organism in Eukaryota, Metazoa, Chordata, Actinopteri, Spariformes, Sparidae.
UGUCCAUUUAUAUUGUCCAGACACAGUGCAGAGGUUAUUCGGAGGUGCCGGCAGACACAAGGUGACGGGCUCAGAGGAACAAAGGCGGCGAUUCUGGAUUGAAGGCUCUUCUACCAGAAUGGUGAGGAGCAGAAAGACACAUGACGGCCGCCAUGAGCAUUGUGACAAGUGUUACAAUGUCCACUGUCACUUCCCGGUGCAGAUUUCGGUCUCGUGCUUGAUCAUCAGUUGUCGUAAGAACUGUGGAGCCGUCCUCCAUAUGUGCAAGCUGGAGGAGCACCAGCUUCUCUGCCCCAAUGAGACGGUCCCCUGCCUCAACGCCACCUAUGGCUGCCCUCUCAGCAUGCUGCGCCACAGGCUGGCCAAACACCUGGAGGUGUGCCCUGCCAGCGUGGUCUGCUGCUCUCAGGAGUGGAACCGCUGGCCUGUCUCAGAAACUGAUCUGACCUUCUACAAAAAUGUUUCAGAAAACCUUCAAACUGAAGUGAAUCUCGAUGUUGCUAUGGCUCUCAGGGACCAAGAGCUGCUGUUUCGAUCCAUCAAAAUGAAGAACAUUUUUCCUGAGCUGAUGUUGGAUGAUCCUGCCUGUCAGGAUGUUACUGCUGGGGGCCACAAUCCUUCAGGAGAAGCAGCCUGCGCUUCAGUUUGUGGUGAAUUUACAGAAAAUGGUUGCACAAAGAUGGAGGAGCAACUGAGCCAAGAGGAGAGGGAUGCUUUGGCAAAGAGCAGGGACGUCGAUAAUAUUCAGAACUACAGCUCCUGGGAGAAAAUAUUCAAGAAGGAGAUGGAUGGAUGCAAGCAAACUGUCCAAAACCUGAAUAAGAUGGAGGAAAGUGGAGAGAAAAGGGGAGAGUGUGAACCAUCAAACUGUCAGGGAGAGACGAGAGACUCACAUCUGAGCCAACGGAAUGCUGCUGCUGCUCCGAGCAUGAAUGGAGCUACUGGCCUUGCUCCAUGGCAAGAUGGGGUUCUUGAGAGGUUAGGCAGGGAGGUAAACAUUGCUGAAUAUAACAUGUACCUGGUGCACAACGGGGCAAUGCUCAUUAACUUUGGCCAACUUGCAGCAUGCACCCCGAGAGAAAAGGAUUUUGUUUACGGGAAUCUGGAGCCCAUCGAGGUUGAAACCGUCCGAACAUUCAACGUUCCUACAAGCUAUCGAGCAAAGCGCCACCACCUGAAGGACCCCUUGAACAAGAAGGCAACCAAACACAAGAGCGUCGACACUGCAGAUCUGACCCUGCCAGGCGAGGGUCUCCCAAAGUGUGACGAGGUCGACGCCACACUCCUGUGUUGCCUAGAAAAGGAACUGAAAGGCCACUUCAUCUCAGAGAGUGUGGGGAUAGAUGGUCUUUACGUGGAUACUGGAACGCAAACGUACGACUUCGCCUCUGCUCCGUUCAGGACAGACGCUUCGCUUGCUGACGUCAUCGCAGACAAACCUCGUAGCCUUUAUGUACAUGUCGAAGCAGAGUCCGUCACCAGAAGACACAACAAAACAAGCUCAGCCUUCAGCUACAUGUGUGGUCACUUCUUUCGCCGUGACGAAUACCGCUGUCAUUUCAGGAAUGUGCACUCCGACAUACAGGCCUCGAUUAGCGGCUGGUUCCAGCAGCGCUGCCCCUUGCAAUACCUCGGCUGCACUUUCACACAGACGAGGUUCCACCCUGCCGGUCACAAGGGCACAAUCAAAUUCUGCCAAGAUGUCAGCACCUUCGUCCUCCAGCCAGAGGUCCCCUCACCACUCUGUGAAGGUGGGAAAACCUUCGGCUGUCACAGAAAUGCUGAACAUAAUCUGGAUCCCCUGAGCAGCCUGCCCCUGGAGAUCCUUCAGCACGUGGCUGCGUACCUGGACAGCUUUACAUUAUCUCAGCUGUCGCAGGUUUCCCAUCUGAUGAGAGAGGUGUGUGCCACGCUGUUGCAGGAGAGAGGGAUGGUUUCUCUCAAGUGGGAAAAGACACAUUCCCAGGAGGGAAGCUCCUGGAGCUGUCGAAAGAAAGUUUGGGAGUUCAGCAGUCUGUUCUCCUCUGUGGACAGAUGGAGCUUCAGCAACACUCCCUCCAUGUCAGAUCACCUGAAGACCUGCUCCUUCUACCAGAGAGAGGAGCGCACCCAGCCGGUGGCCUUAGCCUGCCUGGGAGAGCGUGUGACAAGACUGACAUCUCCUGGAGAAAAGCUGAAGUGCGUCGCCUGUGUGGAACCAUGACAGAAGUCAGGAUCAUGUCCUGCAUGUCAUAUGUGAUUAAACACAACUGUGCAUGCUUCGUGAGGACAACACUGACAGCUUUGU